Messenger RNA from Malaclemys terrapin pileata, 4624 nucleotides. RefSeq names its product small integral membrane protein 45 (gene SMIM45). The transcript has 3 exons. The record is from RefSeq and is a predicted model, not a curated record. Bases 249 to 455 code for a protein of 68 amino acids. NCBI's taxonomy places the organism in Eukaryota, Metazoa, Chordata, Testudines, Emydidae.
UCUCACGCGCUCUGCUCCGCCUGUCCCGCCCCGACCCUCUUUCCCUCCCUGUGGUCCUGACACGCGCAGCGGUGUCACGCGCGAGGGGCGCCCCCGGGGUCUCGAGGACCAGAGGCUCGUCCGCGCGCUGCCCGAAGCCCCCGCGCGACCCAUGCUCGUGGAGCCCGGGGUAUAUUGGUUUGAAAAGGGAACAUCACAAGCCACCCAAGAGUGAAGUCUGAUAAGAAAAAUCAGCUGUUGGAGCAGCCAUGCCCCACUUCUUGGAUUGGUUCGUGCCAGUGUAUCUGAUGAUCUCCAUUCUCAUCUUGGUGGGCUUCGGAGCUUGCAUAUACUACUUUGAGCCGGGCCUACAGGAGGCCCACAAGUGGCGGACGCAAAGGCCGAUCAUGGAACGAGAUCUUCGGAAAACACUGAUGAUACGGGAUAACCUUGCCUUUGGGGUGCCUGAGGUCUAGUAUUCUGUGUGUGGGGUGUUUCUAGAGCCAAACAGAGCCUUUUCUGGAUGGGCCCUGGCUAACAAGAUUUGGGCUGGAUGCACGUUUCUCCUUACUCAGGAGAGAAUCUUCUACUGUCUAGUGACUGAAGAAGGGUAGUUUUACUCUUUGCUGACACGGGUCUUGGUUAAUCACCAGAGUUACCUCUUUUUUUCCCCCAUCAUCUUCUCCCUUUCUAAGGCAAGGUUUGUGUGCCUCUAUUAACUCAAGGCUUUCAGGUCUACCCUAGACAAGAUAUUCAUCACUCAGCAAAGGAUCUCCUGCACCACUCCAUGACCUGGAUUUUUGGAUCCACCAAAGGUAAAGGUCUCUGUUAUUCAUUAUCCAAUGGAGGAUACCUGUGCCUAUACAUUACCUUUAAAAAAAAUUCUUAUGGGCACCAGAUCAUAAUAGAUAGACUUGAUAUGGGACAUAGAUCCUUUAACUGCUAGGUCACUGGUUUAAAUCUAGCCCAAUUUGCUAGGGUCUGAAAGGUGUCAUCAUCGAAUGCCUCUUUGGUGACUUACGUAAAAUGAAUUUGGUGGGUCUCAGGCCAGUUCUUCGUGGAUAACUGCAUAUCACAGAAAUCACCAAUGCCACUGAAUUGCCACCUGUGCUGGGAGUCUCAUUAGGGAAGCCACAGAUUGAAUGAGCCAUGGAGAGUGAAUUCCCUACUCACCCCUAGAGGUGAUCUUCCCAGUUCAGGAGUGAGACACACAGGAGGGGCAAUGGGAGUAAAGAUUGCUUUAUUGGUGCCCAUGUUGUACCUGUUUCGGGGAUAGAGGACAUCAGUCUCCAGGGCUGUCAAUCUGGUACUUUUAUAGAAUCAUAGAAGAUUAGGAUUGGAAGAGACCUCAGGAGGUCAUCUAGUCCAACCCCCUGCUCAAAGCAGGACCAACUUUCAUGAGCACUAAAUUCACACACAAUUUUCAGCUAAGGAGGUCUGUGUUGAUCCUGCCAGGAAAUCUCUUGCACCUCUCCUUGCCCCAGGGCUCUGGAUUUAUCGCAUAGGCCUCAACAGAUUCAUUGGACCUUCUGCACCUGUCCAUGACCCAGGAAUCAAGGGUCCUUUAUUAUGAAUAGAUUUCCACUCGUUCAGUCCUCUGUCUACAGCAUUUUUUGAAAUGGAUCCCUUAGUGCAUCAGUUCUGGUGCUGCACCCUCUUGACUGUCAUCCACAUUGAAAACUGUGAAAUGCUCCUUGGAGAACCCUUCACUGUGAAUCUCUGGUAAGGGACGCUGAGCCAGACAGGUGGAGAUGGGGCACUACUAAUGACUGUGCUUUCUAGAUCCCACCUGUAUACCAUAUAAUGUGUAUAUGUACACUGUUUUUGCACUUUCCUCCACUCUUCCCUAGGGCUGAUUUGCUAACAAAGUACUGUAAGAAAAUGUGACUCCAUGGGAGAGUGGGAAUCCAGCACCUUUUUCUUCAUUGCGAACAAUGUGCAAAUCAUAGCAGAUAACACUGGCCCAACUCAGAGCCUAUGACUUAAGGUAUUCCACAACAGGUACUACUGUGCCACACCUGCUUAGAAAUCUAGUAAGACACUGGCUCCUGUUCCAUGGUGCUUUGUAUCUCUGCUGAUCCAUCAUACCCCUGACUGUUUCUCACUUACUCUGCUAACAUGCCCCUGCUACCCCAUUGUCCUCAUUUCUAUAUAUUAUUUAUUAUAAAACUCCACUCUUGACCAGUCACGCCCAGUUAUCUACAUUCCAUACAGUACCACUGUCGUAUGGCACCACUGUGCCAUUGUCAGUGCAUUCCAUACCAGUGCAGCACAGCCAUGGCCACCUUUUGAUAUACCCUGCUGCAUAUUUGAUGAUAUUAUUACACAGCCAUUGUUGCCCUAUCGGCCGCCCUUCUGUACAUUCUAUAUCAUUGUAACACAGUCCCUGCUGCCCUACUGUGCACAUGUCUGUACAUUCCAUACCAUAUGCACACACAAAGUGUUGCUGUUUUGUACAUACUUCAGUACAUUCCAUACCAGCAGACUGCUCUUGGUGCUGGUUCAGUGCCACGUUCCCUGAUGGCUCCACUGUGCAGCAGGAGCCAUUAGACGCAAGGGUGCACACAGGCUCCUCCCCUCCUCAUGGCUGCUGGAUCAGCUCACAACAUAUAGUCCCUAGGAUGAGAGUUUUGGAGCCAGUGAUAAUUUUCACUGGAAACUGUUGACAGCUUUUUCAUCCAUUACUGAAUGAAGGAUGGAGAACAUCUUAUGUCGAUUUAAGUGGGUGACUUGUCAUUGGGGGUUGCUUGGGGAAUAACGUUUGUUAGCAGUGAUGGCUGUGGUACAAAUGGAAACUGUCCUCAACACCUGGCAAAUGUCAUUGGCCUUUAUUGGCCAUUUCAUCUGCCCAGGUCAGAUAAGGCAUCAUCACCCACACCAAGGUCCCAACUGAUGGGACCUUCUUGGGUCUGUCAAUGCGGGACAGUUGAGUCCCUACAUUCAGACUGGAACAUGGUGAUCUUGAUGCAGAUAUCAUAACAUGGGACCUGAUUCAGCAAGGUACUGAAGCAUGUGCCUAAAUGUACGCACAUGAGUUAUCCUACGUGCUUCAGUACCUUGCUGAAUCAAGGCUGUGAAAGUGCAAAUGUCACAGUGCAGCAUCACCGUAUCAUCCGGUGAUGAUUUUGUUCCUCAGUAUGAAUACAGAUAAAUGGCAGCCCUCAAUCACAUUGACAAUAUCUAUUGCCCAAAGGUCACUCAAAUUAAUAAAGCCAUAGUUUCUGAGUGUCAACUUAGAGACCUGCUUCUUGGACCUUGACUGUUGUAACCUGGUGGCUAGGCCACCAAUGUAAAUGGACCCCAGGUUGAGCAACGGGGUAGCAAUAAAAACCCUUUUCACUAGAGGUCAGGAGCUCAGAGAUGUCAGGGACAGGUUAAAAUAUCCCCAUAAGACUGAGGUUCCAUGUUUUGAAAAGACUCAAGAUAAGGAAAUCUCUCUCUCUGGUAAUCCCAGUUUCUCUCUCUAUGAAAGAAUCCCUAUUACUGUGUGUAUGGCAGUCAUCCCACAGGUGCAGUCUGCCCUCCAGAAAUGGCUGGGAGCCAAUUCAACCACCCACUUACAAUCAGAGGUCUAACAGUUCCUACGGAAAGGGUCAGGAAGGACCCAACCACAGAGACUGACCUCUCCUCUCCACCACAGGCGAUCACUCCAACCCUGGAUGGAUGUACAUUGUCAGGAAGUGAUGGGGAGUUUGUACUGUGCUCCAACUGUCCGGGGCAGGGGGGAGGAGGGGAGAGGUGUGGGAUGGAGGACUUCAGUCUCCAUGAAUGUCACCAGCAUGAACUCCACAAUCGCUCUUGUAUUUCACCAGCAGAAAAUUCACCUUCAUAAACUAAGUCAAAAGAAGGGGAAAAAAAAAAAAAAAAGUAAAUGAGUGAUUGAGUCUUGUGCCAAUUCUCUGUGGGAUGUGGCAGGCAGAAUGACUGUCUGGAACACCUUCAGUGUGUGUGGGAAGCCCUAUCCAUGUGCGCCUAUUCUGGCUCGCAAAGGAAUCCCCACAGACCCCCCUCUCUAGGAAACAGAGUUACAAAGUCCUGCUGGAGUAUGGGCUGGACAAAUAGGUCUGUUAUUUCUCUCCCUGUAUCCUCUGGACCCCUUUCCUGUUCUGUGCCAUUCUCUGUGUGUAGUCUCAAGUGUUUUAACCCCACCUCCCCCAGGACCUGGAUUAACUGGAUGAAAUUGACCAGAAAGAAAUUUAAUUGUCAGAAAUGGAAGAGAAAACAUUUCUCAACAGUGGGAUCCAUUAGGUCUUGGAAUAGUCUCCCAAGGGAAGUGGUGGAAGCCCUGUCACUUGGGACUUGUUAAAGCUAGACUGGACAAGGCCUUGGAGACUCCAGGGAACAAUCCUUCAUGGGCAGGGGGAUGGCCUACAUGUGAUAUAGCAAGUAUCUGCCAUCUUUAACUUGUAUGAUACUUCUCUCUAUUCAUCUGUCUGAUACACCAGUACUGUGAACACCCCACCUUUAACCUAAGAGCUAAAAUAGACACAACCUCCAAAGCUGUUAAAUGUUGUUGUUUUUUUUUUGCAGCAUGUGUUUUGCACUGUCUGGUCCUGAUGAAAUUAUCAUUAACUGUCAGGUGUUUUAUUCUCAUUAGAGUCAAAAGUCUAUAUAAUAAAUGUAUGUAAUAAAAUAUCUAUAGAGA